Molecule: messenger RNA, 2961 nt
Organism: Homalodisca vitripennis (glassy-winged sharpshooter)
Lineage: Eukaryota; Metazoa; Arthropoda; Insecta; Hemiptera; Cicadellidae
Exons: 5
Coding region: 1-2961 (986 amino acids)
Source: RefSeq, a predicted model, not a curated record
AUGUCCCUGGCCAUCAGUGUGGCGUUCGGUGGCGUCUUGGGAGCCACCCAGCACUUCUGGUGCUUAGUGAGUAGUUGCUCUCCACAGUCACGAGUAAAGUGGUCCAGAUAUGAAGCAGACGACAACUGGAUGAUGGACAGUGACAGGGACAGUCAGACGAGCCAAGUCAAGCUGUUUAUGUUCCCCCACCCCAACACAACCCAGCUUCUCGUCUCUGGCCAGAAGUUCUCACUGCCUUCACCAACACCCACCCAAUAUUGGCUCCUUGCCUGUCGCACUGGUGAUUCUGGCUGUUUAUGUUCCCCCACCCCAACACAACCCAGCUUCUCGUCUCUGGCCAGAAGUUCUCACUGCCUUCACCAACACCCACCCAAUAUUAAUUCCUUGCCUGUCGCACUGGUGAUUCUGGCUGUUUAUGUUCCCCCACCCCAACACAACCCAGCUUCUCGUCUCUGGCCAGAAGUUCUCACUGCCUUCACCAACACCCACCCAAUAUUGGCUCCUUGCCUGCCGGUACUGGUGAUUCUGGCUGUUUAUGUUCCCCCACCCCAAACACAACCCAGCUUCUCGUCUCUGGCCAGAAGUUCUCACUGCCUUCACCAACACCCACCUAAUAUUGGCUCCUUGCCUGCCGGUACUGGUGAUUCUGGCUGUUUAUGUUCCCCCACCCCAACACAACCCAGCUUCUCGUCUCUGGCCAGAAGUUCUCACUGCCUUCACCAACACCCACCUAAUAUUGGCUCCUUGCCUGCCGGUACUGGUGAUUCUGGCAGUUUAUGUUCCCCCACCCCAACACAACCCAGCUUCUCUUUAUGUUCCCCACCCCAACACAACCCAGCUUCUCGUCUCUGGCCAGAAGUUCUCACUGCCUUCACCAACACCCACCUAAUAUUGGCUCCUUGCCUGCCGGUACUGGUGAUUCUGGCAGUUUAUGUUCCCCCACCCCAACACAACCCAGCUUCUCGUCUCUGGCCAGAAGUUCUCACUGCCUUCACCAACACCCACCUAAUAUUGGCUCCUUGCCUGCCGGUACUGGUGAUUCUGGCAGUUUAUGUUCCCCCACCCCAACACAACCCAGCUUCUCGUCUCUGGCCAGAAGUUCUCACUGCCUUCACCAACACCCACCUAAUAUUGGCUCCUUGCCUGCCGGUACUGGUGAUUCUGGCUGUUUAUGUUCCCCCACCCCAACACAACCCAGCUUCUCGUCUCUGGCCAGAAGUUCUCACUGCCUUCACCAACACCCACCUAAUAUUGGCUCCUUGCCUGCCGGUACUGGUGAUUCUGGCUGUUUAUGUUCCCCCACCCCAACACAACCCAGCUUCUCGUCUCUGGCCAGAAGUUCUCACUGCCUUCACCAACACCCACCUAAUAUUGGCUCCUUGCCUGCCGGUACUGGUGAUUCUGGCUGUUUAUGUUCCCCCACCCCAACACAACCCAGCUUCUCGUCUCUGGCCAGAAGUUCUCACUGCCUUCACCAACACCCACCUAAUAUUGGCUCCUUGCCUGCCGGUACUGGUGAUUCUGGCUGUUUAUGUUCCCCCACCCCAACACAACCCAGCUUCUCGUCUCUGGCCAGAAGUUCUCACUGCCUUCACCAACACCCACCUAAUAUUGGCUCCUUGCCUGCCGGUACUGGUGAUUCUGGCUGUUUAUGUUCCCCCACCCCAACACAACCCAGCUUCUCGUCUCUGGCCAGAAGUUCUCACUGCCUUCACCAACACCCACCUAAUAUUGGCUCCUUGCCUGCCGGUACUGGUGAUUCUGGCUGUUUAUGUUCCCCCACCCCAACACAACCCAGCUUCUCGUCUCUGGCCAGAAGUUCUCACUGCCUUCACCAACACCCACCUAAUAUUGGCUCCUUGCCUGCCGGUACUGGUGAUUCUGGCUGUUUAUGUUCCCCCACCCCAACACAACCCAGCUUCUCGUCUCUGGCCAGAAGUUCUCACUGCCUUCACCAACACCCACCUAAUAUUGGCUCCUUGCCUGCCGGUACUGGUGAUUCUGGCUGUUUAUGUUCCCCCACCCCAACACAACCCAGCUCCUCGUCUCUGGCCAGAAGUUCUCACUGCCUUCACCAACACCCACCCAAUAUUAAUUCCUUGCCUGCCGGUACUGGUGAUUCUGGCUGUUUAUUUUCCCCACCCCAACACAACCCAGCUCCUCGUCUCUGGCCAGAACUUCUCGUCUCUGGCCAGAAGCUCACACUUCCCUCACCGACACCCACCCAAUAUUAAUUCCUUGACUGCCGGUACUGGUGAUUCUGGCUGUUUGUCUUCCCCCACCCCAACACAACCCAGCUUCUCGUCUCUGGCUAGCAGCUCACACUUCCCUCACCGACACCCACCCAAUAUUAAUUCCUUGACUGCCGGUACUGGUGAUUCUGGCUGUUUGUCUUCCCCCACCCCAACACAACCCAGCUUCUCGUCUCUGGCUAGCAGCUCACACUUCCCUCACCUACACCCACCCAAUAUUAAUUCCUUGACUGCCGGUACUGGUGAUUCUGGCUGUUUGUCUUCCCCCACCCCAACACAACCCAGCUUCUCGUCUCUGGCUAGCAGCUCACACUGUUCUCACCGACACCCACCCAAUAUUAAUUCCUUGCCUGUCGCACUGGUGAUUCUGGCUGUUUAUGUUCCCCCACCCCAACACAACCCAGCUCCUCGUCUCUGGCCAGAAGUUCUCACUGCCUUCACCAACACCCACCCAAUAUUAAUUCCUUGCCUGCCGGUACUGGUGAUUCUGGCUGUUUAUGUUCCCCCACCCCAACACAACCCAGCUUCUCGUCUCUGGCCAGAAGUUCUCACUGCCUUCACCAACACCCACCCAAUAUUAAUUCCUUGCCUGCCGGCACUGGUGAUUCUGGCUGUUUAUGUUCCCCCAUCCCAACACAACCCAGCUUCUCGUCUCUGGCCAGAAGCUCACACUUCCCUCACCGACACCCACCCAAUAUUAAUUCCUUGA